Molecule: messenger RNA, 997 nt
Organism: Lutzomyia longipalpis
Lineage: Eukaryota; Metazoa; Arthropoda; Insecta; Diptera; Psychodidae
Gene: bai
Product: transmembrane emp24 domain-containing protein bai
Exons: 4
Coding region: 104-724 (206 amino acids)
Biological process (GO): Golgi organization; endoplasmic reticulum to Golgi vesicle-mediated transport; intracellular protein transport
Cellular component (GO): endoplasmic reticulum; endoplasmic reticulum-Golgi intermediate compartment; Golgi apparatus
Source: RefSeq, a predicted model, not a curated record
AGCCGCCACCUCAUCUGUGGUGCAAAACGUCAAAGCCCAUGGCGAGGAAGUUUGGUAUUUAGCGGAGUGAAAGUUUUCAAGAAAAGGGAAAAUUAAGCACAAAAUGCAUCCGUGGAUAGUUAAAUUAUUUAUUUUGUGCAUCUGCGUAUUCGGCGCACGUGGCAUAAUGUUCAACCUGCUGCCGAAUACGCAGAAAUGCCUGCGAGAUGAGAUGCAACCGAAACAGCUCGUAACGGGAGAGUACGAAGUGACGGAUCUGCCGGGUCAGAAGGUUGACUAUGUGGUGCGCGACUCAAAAGGACACAUUUUGUCACAAAAAGAUCAAAUCUCACACGGGAAGUUUACAUUCUCAUCAGAACACUACGAGACCUUUGAGAUUUGCUUCGUAUCGAAAGUAUCUCCACAUCAACGUGGGAUGAACCAUGACGUGUACCUUUCAAUCAAGAAGGGCAUUGAGACCAAGACAUAUGAAAGUUAUGGUGAGGCGGCAAAAUUGAAACCACUGGAGAUCGAUAUGAAGCGCCUUGAGGAUCUUUCGGAUUCAAUUGUUCAGGAUUUUGCCAUAAUGAGGAAGCGUGAAGAGGAGAUGCGUGACACGAAUGAGUCCACAAACAGCCGCGUGCUGUUCUUCAGUAUUUUCAGCAUGUGCUGCUUACUCGGGCUGGCCACGUGGCAGGUUCUCUACCUGCGGAGGUACUUCAAGGCGAAGAAACUCAUUGAGUAGACCAAAAUUCUACGAUUUUCUUUUCUUUUCUUUUUUUUUGUGAGUAAUUAAGUGUUGCGAGGGGUGGGGAGGGGGGUGGGUGCAAGAAAUGAAAUAAAGCUUCGCGCCAGAUCAUCUGCCGCAUCGAAUAAAUCAUAAAUUCGUUUCGCGAUAUCACAAAAAUAAAUUAUUAGCCGGUCAUGAAAAAAAUAAAAUCUCCACGGGAGGAGAGAGAUAUUUACUUAUGUAUGACUUUUUUUUGUCUUUGAGGGUAAAUAAACACUUAAUUGUGCA